AAGCGCGGAGCCAGUGGGUGCGGAGGCAGGCGAGCCUCAGGAUGGUGGACAGCGUAUACCGGACCCGCUCCCUGGGGGUGGCCGCCGAAGGGCUCCCGGACCAGUUCGCGGACGGGGAGGCGGCGCGCGUGUGGCAGCUCUACAUCGGGGACACCCGCAGCCGCACCGCCGAGUACAAGGCGUGGCUGCUCGCGCUGCUGCGCCAGCACGGCUGCCAGCGGGUGCUCGACGUGGCCUGCGGCACCGGAGUGGACUCCAUCAUGCUGGUGGAAGAGGGCUUCAGCAUGACAAGUGUGGAUGCCAGUGACAAGAUGCUGAAGUAUGCACUUAAAGAGCGCUGGAACCGGCGGCACGAGCCUGGCUUCGACAAGUGGGUCAUCGAGGAAGCCAACUGGAUGACUCUGAACAAAGAUGUGCCCCAGCCAGCAGAGGGUGGCUUUGAUGCUGUCAUCUGCCUUGGAAACAGUUUUGCCCACCUGCCAGACUCCAAAGGGGACCAGAGUGAGCACCAGCUGGCGCUGAAGAACAUUGCAAACAUGGUGCGACCAGGGGGCCUGCUGGUCAUUGAUCACCGCAACUAUGACCACAUCCUCAGCUCAGGCUGUGCACCCCCAGGGAAGAACAUCUACUACAAGAGUGACUUGACCAAGGACAUCACAACCUCAGUGCUGACAGUGAACAACAAAGCCCACAUGGUGACCCUGGACUACACGGUGCAGGUGCCAAGGGCUGGCCAGGAUGGUUCUCCUGGCUUGAGUAAGUUCCGGCUCUCCUACUACCCGCACCGUCUGGCAUCCUUCACGGAGUUGCUCCAAGCAGCCUUCGGGGGCAAAUGCCAGCACAGCAUCCUGGGUGACUUCAAGCCUUACGAGCCAGGCCAAGCCUACAUUCCCUGCUACUUCAUCCAUGUGCUCAAGAGGACAGAUUGAGUGUGGCCUCAGCUCCCACCACCCUCUGCCCAGGCACUUCCAGCUCCAUCUGGGAGAUGGGAACCAGCAGCUUCUAGAGCAGACCACAGGGGGCACAGGGAUGUGGGUUCAGGCGAACAGAGGGUAAACAAUAGAGUCCACGCCUUUUCA
Lemur catta (Ring-tailed lemur) is the source of this 1079-nucleotide messenger RNA. It is a transcript of the gene GNMT, whose product is annotated as glycine N-methyltransferase. The transcript has 6 exons. Gene Ontology annotation, biological process: regulation of gluconeogenesis; one-carbon metabolic process; S-adenosylmethionine metabolic process. Lineage: Eukaryota; Metazoa; Chordata; Mammalia; Primates; Lemuridae. The coding region runs from base 42 to 929 and encodes 295 amino acids. Gene Ontology annotation, molecular function: S-adenosyl-L-methionine binding; identical protein binding; glycine N-methyltransferase activity. The record is from RefSeq and is a predicted model, not a curated record. Gene Ontology annotation, cellular component: cytosol.